Molecule: messenger RNA, 2502 nt
Organism: Nicotiana attenuata
Lineage: Eukaryota; Viridiplantae; Streptophyta; Magnoliopsida; Solanales; Solanaceae
Product: zinc finger CCCH domain-containing protein 64
Exons: 10
Coding region: 72-1859 (595 amino acids)
Biological process (GO): mRNA splicing, via spliceosome
Cellular component (GO): post-mRNA release spliceosomal complex
Molecular function (GO): RNA lariat debranching enzyme activator activity; metal ion binding
Source: RefSeq, a predicted model, not a curated record
UUUACAGUUGGCCCAGACUCGCCUAUUCUCUCUCGUUUUCUCUCUCAGAGCUCUCACAAGCUUACUCAGUCAUGGCUCCUCUCAGAAUUCUCCUCUGUGGUGACGUACUCGGCCGUCUCAAUCAGCUAUUUAAGCGCGUUUCUUCGGUGAACAAAUCAGCUGGUCCAUUUGAUGCUCUAUUCUGCGUGGGCCAAUUUUUCCCGGAUUCAAUUGAAGGGCUUGAGGAAUUCAAUGGAUACAUUGAAGGCAGCUCCAAAAUUCCCAUACCGACCUACUUUAUUGGGGACUAUGGUGUCGGGUCCCCGAAAAUUUUGUCAGCAGUAUUGAAGGACCCAAGUAAUCAAGGGUUUAAGAUGGAGGGUUUUAGAGUAUGUGACAAUUUGUUUUGGUUGAAAGGCAGUGGAAAAUUUGAGCUUCAUGGGUUAUCUGUGGCAUACUUAUCUGGUAGGCGAUCUCCAACUGGAGCUCAAUUUGGAACAUACAGUCAAGACGAUGUUGAUGCUUUGAGGGCUUUAGCUGAGGAUCCGGGAACAGUAGACAUAUUUCUUACUAAUGAAUGGCCCAGUGGAGUCACAAAUGGAGUGACAUCAAAUGUUCCUUCUGAAAUUUCUGAUUCAUCUGGUAGUGAUCCCACAGUGUCAGAAUUAGUAGCUGAGAUUAAGCCUCGGUAUCAUGUUGCAGGAACUAUGGGUGUAUACUUUGAUCGUCAACCAUAUGCUAAUGUUGAUGCUCCACACGUAACUCGCUUUCUGGGCUUAGCUUCUGUUGGAAACAAAGAUAAACAGAAAUUUAUUCAUGCAAUAUCCCCCACUCCGGCAUCAACAAUGUCGAAACCUGAACUUAGGGCAAAGCCACCAAACACUACUUUAUCUCCAUAUACCAACGUUGACAAAGCAGCCCCACCCGAUGGAGCAACGAAGAGGCCCGGUGAUAGUACGUCUGAGUCACAGUAUUGGAGAUAUGAUGUAUCUCAGAAAAGGCAGAAACAUGGAGAUGGUAAUGGCGACAGACUCUGCUUUAAAUUUGUCUCUUCUGGCUCUUGUCCAAGAGAGAAGUGCCACUUUAGGCAUGAUGAAGAAGCUAUGCAGCAGUACUCAAGAGGUGUGUGUUUUGACUUUCUCAACAAGGGAAAAUGUGAAAGAGGUCCCGAUUGCAACUUCAAGCACAGUUUGCAGGAAGAAGGUGGCAGAUCAGCGUCUGGUGCAGCAAGCUCUAACAGGUCUAGAGAAUGUUGGUUUUGUUUGUCAAGCCCGAAUGUUGAGUCACAUCUCAUCACUAGUGUUGGAGAAUAUUACUACUGUGCACUUGCUAAAGGACCUUUAUUACCAGAUCAUGCACUGAUUAUGCCCAUUGAACAUACACCCAAUACGUUAUCUCUUCCACAAGAAUGUGAAAAGGAAUUGGAACGUCUUCAAAACAGCUUCAGAGCUUACUUCAAAAAGCAAGGAAAGGAAGCAAUUUUUUUCGAGUGGGUAUUUAAACGAGGAAGUCAUGCCAAUCUUCAGGUUGUUCCUAUUCCUUCGUCCAGGGCAUCUUUGGUUCAAGAUAUUUUUAACUUGGCUGCUGAAAAAUUGGGAUUCAAAUUUACCAUAAUUAAAGAAGGAAGACAAGCGUUGCGGACACAGUUUGACAGAAGUUGCAGCUUAUUUUAUGUUGAAGUUCCUGGAGGUGGUAUUUUGUCACAUGUUGUGGAGGAGAAUGAGAAAUUCCCAGCUCAAUUUGGUCGUGAGGUUUUGGCAGGCUUGCUAAAUGUGGCAGAUAGAGCUGAUUGGAGAAAUUGUAAGGAUAGCAAAGAAGAAGAAAUUAAAAUGGUCGAGAGAUUCAAGAGUGGAUUUCAAGAAUAUGAUCCGAAUCAAUAGGAUAUCCAAGAAAGAUGCAACACGAGAGCUUUUCCUCUUGUGUUUUUCACCUUACACAACGUAACAUUGCCUUGAGGUUCUCUUUGCUCCUGGCUCGGUAUAAUUUGCAAGUGUUUGCAGUUCUUCAAAGCUCAUGUGUUUGCAUUAUGGUUGAACAGUGAUAUGAUUAUCUGAAAACAUUUUUGCCACAGGAAAGGAUGCAAAUGUCACCGGAUAGUAACUGCAUAUAUUUAGACACCAACAUUAGUUCAACAAUUUGGUGUUAUACUGAGAAAUUCUGCACCUAUUGUGGAACUUUGGUCUACUUGCAUAAUGGACAUUGGCCAAGUUGCUGCUAGGAGGUAUAGCAGUUCAAUUUUUAUGUAUGCUAUAUGUAUACACUCAGCUUGUCAGUUAGGCUAUUGAGAUAGUUGGACAAAACGUCGCAGAGCAGAACCAUCCACUGUAUGAAUGUAUGAAUGGAUCAUGUAUGAGCUUGUGAGUUUGUUUGCAACUGUUUGUGAUAAGAUGCAAUUUUAACUUUAUUGUCCGACGGAUUUGGUUCUUAUUUGUUAGAAACAUUACAAACUUUAUUGAUGGAACUGAUAUCAUGUUAACUGGUUCACCAGAAUAAAGAUUUAUGUAGUGUAACAAGAGUUCUUUC